AUGCUUUCGUUGAACUUGCCCGCCGCUAUCCAAACGAACACGAAUGAGAUACCUGCAAGUUUGCUCGAGAAUGCCGCAAAAAUUCGUGAAUCGGGAGGUGCGAACCAGUUACGCGAACACGUGUUCUCCUUACCGGAUUCAGCAGAACGAAACAAGGAAAUUUUGCAGCAGCAAAAAACUACAUUGGAGGAUGAGGAGAAGAAUGACAACAAUUUACGUCAACAAUUUGGUGAACGCUGGGUUCGUCAGCCGUCGAGCAAACUGAACGAGCAGUGGAAGCAGGAUAUUGAUAAAAUGUUCAAAUUCCUAGAGGAGACAAAGAAAACCGACCAGGUGUUGGCCAAUCGAUUUGAGGAACAAUCAUACUACUUCGAAUUGCUUAGUAAAUCCGACGAUGAGAUUCGCGAAGCCAUCAAAUCCCAAAAUACCGACUCUUGCAGUUCCCCGACUGGCAAUGAAGCAGCACGACAAAAAUUGGCCGCUGUCUGUAGCCAAAUCGAGACGCUUAAAUCGGAUCGCAAUAGUUUACAAGAUCAAUUGGAAAAAUUCAAGUUGCCCCAGGAAAUCUGUACGUCGUGUUUAUUUCAACCAUUUCUGAUCACUGCUGUCGAUCAGUUUCUACGGACUUAUCAAGAAACGAAUAAAGUGGGCGAGCAGGAAAUGAUGAGUGCAAUCAACAGUCAACUAGAAGGCUCUCGUGAGUGUGUUCGGGCCAGUGAAACCAAACAAGAAGAAUUGUUGUCCGACCUACAGGUCCAAUUCGAAGCCUACUUCGGUCGAAAAACAGCAAACGAAUCCAGUGGUCUUGUGUCUCGUCUGACCGCUGCCGUGGAUGCGUUUUUCGCUCUUGACAGAGAUGUUAAAGAAGGCAUGAAAUUCUAUGCGGAACUCACCGACCGAUGUCUCAAAGUGCAGGAAAAGAUCGACGACUUUUGUUUGGCCCGUACCACGGAGAAGACCGAGCACAUGGCAGAUAUCACGAACGAAUUAAGCCGGGUCACAGUUUCCAAUGUGACUCCAUCCCCGGCGCCAACAAGCGUGGCACUCUCCGUUCUCGUUGAUCAGUUUGUGCUCAGGUCUGUUGUUCUCUUCAUAUUUAUGUGA
This is a messenger RNA of Echinostoma caproni, 1104 nucleotides long. Lineage: Eukaryota; Metazoa; Platyhelminthes; Trematoda; Plagiorchiida; Echinostomatidae. The record is from the annotation of a GenBank genome assembly.